Messenger RNA from Perca fluviatilis (European perch), 3722 nucleotides. It is a transcript of the gene shoc2, whose product is annotated as SHOC2 leucine rich repeat scaffold protein. Gene Ontology annotation, molecular function: protein binding. The coding region runs from base 652 to 2400 and encodes 582 amino acids. The transcript is spliced from 9 exons. Lineage: Eukaryota; Metazoa; Chordata; Actinopteri; Perciformes; Percidae. The record is from RefSeq and is a predicted model, not a curated record.
UUUUUCAGAGUGUUUUCUUUUUUUCCUCGGCUAAUAUUCAAUACAAGGACGGGUGUUAUUCACUGUGUUACAGUUAGCUCGCACAUUGUGUGCUUUAAGUGGCCUCUCUCUAUUGCGACAUCAGUUGCCUCCACCGGCUGUUCUCUUUGGGUGUCUGCUGCCCGCUUUGCUGGCUGCAGCAGAGAUUUCCCCUCUCGGUCGAACUCACGGCGGACGGGUCGGUCCGCGUCCGACAGCCGCUCUGCUCGGGCCUACACAUAGGUAGCUCUGCUUGAGAUAAAGCUAACCGCUGGGUGUUGCAAAUCUUCGAGGGAUUAAAAAAAAAAGCUAACUUGAUGACCUUUGCAGCCUGAACUUAUAUCCAAAGGUCCUGGGAUUUUAUGCAGUUCAAACCCUUAAGCAUGUGGCCUAUGGGUGCCACAGUCCAGCUACUUCAAAGGAUUUUUUCUCCCAUGGCAUUUUAACAAAGUAUCCCAAAAACCUUUGGAUCACAAGGCCUUUAUUUCAAGGAUAAUCAUAAAUGCAUGGGCCUGUAUAGGGAUGUUUUCUUUAAAAGCCUCCUUGGCUAUCUGUGUCUCUUUUUUCCCGAAUAAGUAACCUGACAAGAGAGACUCCCAUGAGCAACUUUACAGGAGGCCCGAUAACGUCGACAUGAGUAGUACUUUAGGCAAAGAAAAGGACCCGAAAGAAAAGGACCCCAAAGGUGGUCCAGCCGGGAAAGAAAGGGAAAAGGAGGCCAAGGCUCUAGCCAGCUUAGUAAAGGAUGGUGGCAAAGAAACGAAGACCAAAGGGAAAGAUGCCAAAGAAGGAAAGAAGGACACCAGCAGCUCAACACCGGGUGUUGCCUUCUCUGUUGACAAUACGAUAAAGCGGCCAAACCCGGCACCAGGUACGCGCAAGAAGUCCAGCAAUGCCGAGGUGAUCAAAGAGCUCAACAAGUGUCGGGAGGAGAACUCAAUGAGACUGGACCUAUCUAAAAGGUCCAUUCACAUGCUGCCCACCUCCAUUAAGGAGUUGACGCAGCUGGCUGAACUCUACUUGUACAGCAACAAGCUGCAGAGCCUGCCGGCGGAGGUGGGUUGCCUAUCAGGCCUGGUCACUUUGGCCCUGAGUGAGAACUCCCUGACCAGUUUGCCUGACUCCCUGGACUCCCUUAAGAAGCUUCGAAUGCUCGACCUCCGGCACAACAAGCUGAGAGAGAUACCGGCUGUUGUCUAUCGGCUGACAUCUCUGACCACGCUGUACCUGCGCUUCAACCGCAUUACAACUGUGGAGAAGGACAUCCGAAACCUAUCCAAGCUCACUAUGCUCAGCAUUCGUGAGAACAAAAUUAAACAGCUGCCCGCAGAGAUAGGGGAGCUUUGCAACCUCAUAACUCUGGAUGUCGCCCAUAACCAGUUGGAACACCUACCGAAGGAGAUUGGGAAUUGUACGCAGAUAACCAACCUCGACUUGCAGCACAAUGAGCUCUUGGACCUCCCAGAGACUAUAGGCAACCUGGCAAGCAUAAAUCGUUUAGGUCUGCGAUACAAUAGAUUGUCAGCCAUCCCCAGAUCAUUAGCCACAUGUCGAGAACUGGAGGAGCUAAAUCUUGAAAACAACAACAUUUCGGUGUUGCCAGAGGGACUACUGUCAAGUUUGGUUAACCUGACCAGUCUAACACUGGCGAGGAACUGCUUCCAGUCGUACCCUGUGGGAGGACCAUCCCAGUUCUCCACCAUCUACUCCCUCAACAUGGAGCACAACCGCAUCAACAAGAUCCCCUUUGGUAUCUUCUCCAGAGCCAAAGUGUUAAGCAAGCUUAACAUGAAGGACAACCAGUUAACAUCUCUGCCAUUGGACUUUGGCACAUGGACUAGCAUGGUCGAGCUUAACCUGGCCACCAAUCAGCUGACAAAGAUCCCAGAGGAUGUCUGUGGUUUAGUCUCUCUGGAGGUGUUAAUAUUGUCCAAUAAUCUUCUCAAGAAGUUACCGCAUGGUAUUGGGAAUUUGAGAAAGCUACGGGAACUUGACUUGGAGGAAAACAAGUUGGAAUCUCUACCUAAUGAAAUUGCGUAUCUUAAAGAUUUACAGAAAUUGGUGUUGACAAAUAAUCAGCUGACCACGUUACCCAGAGGCAUCGGCCACCUCACCAACCUGACUCAUCUUGGUUUGGGGGAGAACCUGCUGCAACACCUUCCAGAGGAGAUUGGUACACUGGAGAACUUGGAGGAACUGUACCUCAAUGACAACCCCAACCUGCACAGCCUCCCGUUCGAGCUGGCCCUGUGCAGCAAGCUGUCCAUCAUGAGCAUCGAGAACUGUCCCCUCAGCCACCUGCCGCCCCAGAUUGUCGCGGGAGGCCCCUCCUUCAUCAUCCAGUUCCUCAAGAUGCAGGGACCAUACCGUGCCAUGGUCUGAGCCAAGAGCAGCUCAAUCCCAGUCCUUCUUACCUCCAAACCCUCCACUUGCUCUGCACCCUCUCGCCUGCCCGCCCCCAUUAUGUGUAUCAUACACUGUAAAGAGAACAGACUGGCCACAAUCAGUGUCGGGGGCAAAUACCAGGAGGAGGAGGAGGAGGAGGAGGAGGAGGAAGAAGAAGAAGAAGAAAAUGUUUCUUUCGCCAUCCUUGGGCAGAAACGAGGUGAAUCGUCUGAGACUUGACUUCUGUGUUACUCCAGAGUUCAUCACGGUCAUUUUAGGACCCCAGCCACCCCCACUCAUGUUUCAUUCCGAAUCAUACAAGAGGAAAAUAUUUCCAUCUCUUUGCCAAAACUGAAGAUAUAUGAAGUUAUAUAUAUUGAGUAACUGUGAGCUAAGUGGCAAGUCUUUUAACCAUAUAAACCGUGCUCCCAUUGCCAAUGUAUUUACAGUAAUUACAAGCAUCUAUUAUGUGAGCAAGGAUACAAUUGUAUGCAAAAACAAACAAAAAAAGUCUUUGGAACUUCACAUUUACUGCUGCUGCCGAAAUUUUAACUUUGUCAUCUUGUUAUAUUUUCUUUUGAUAUUCACUUUUUUUUUUAUUAAACAUCACCUUCGCUCAAGAUAACUUAUGCUAACUGCUUUUUGACCAUAGAGAACAAAGGUCUGAUGAUUGCGUGUUUAUAAUUUUUUUUUUCAAUCAUUUGUUUAUUUUUAAAAACUGUGCCUAUGUUUAGACUGAUCCAGUGGUUCAUUUCUAAACAAAAUUUUCCAUGAGAAUACAAAGAUAUAAAUUAUUUCAAUAAUUCUUUUUUAUUAAUGCUGUUUUGACUUUAGUUUUUCCUUUUUUCUUUUUUUUCUUUUUUUAGUGUUCCUUUUGCUGUUACAUUAAUCUGUUAAAGCAAGUGAUAUCAGUUGUAAAAUAGGGUGAUUGGAGAUAUUUUUAACAAAUAGCAGCAGUAGUUGUUAAACAUUAAGCUAGUAAUGUAUACAUAUGAGAAAUGCCAAUCAUACAUGCUUGAAGAAAAAAGAAGCAAGUUGGACUUUUCUCCAAAUCGGGUGGUGCCGUGACCCCCGUCUAUAUUGCUUUUGCUUUUGUGUUAUUAAUUAAUUCAAAUCCUGGUUGUUGCCUUGAGUGCAAUUUUAGUUAUGUUUACUGGUUUGAUAUUAUCUUCAGUGUUGGGCUGCAUAGCUGUCAUUCAAUUGACCAACAUAUCACGCAUUUAACAAAAAGACAUUAUCUGGGUCUCUGGAGCAAGUGGAGAGUGUGUUAGAGCUUAAAGAAAAAGGUUUGAUAAUUAAAAAUUGACAGGUAACACUUC